This is a messenger RNA of Hemibagrus wyckioides, 1375 nucleotides long. RefSeq names its product proteasome 26S subunit, ATPase 5 (gene psmc5). Bases 30 to 1250 code for a protein of 406 amino acids. The transcript is spliced from 13 exons. NCBI's taxonomy places the organism in Eukaryota, Metazoa, Chordata, Actinopteri, Siluriformes, Bagridae. The record is from RefSeq and is a predicted model, not a curated record. Gene Ontology annotation, biological process: proteasome-mediated ubiquitin-dependent protein catabolic process. Gene Ontology annotation, molecular function: proteasome-activating activity; ATP hydrolysis activity; ATP binding. Gene Ontology annotation, cellular component: proteasome regulatory particle, base subcomplex.
UCCACCGGAACUUGUCAUUGGUUUUCAAGAUGGCGCUAGACGGAGUCGACCAUAUGGAGUUGGAGGACAGUAAAGGAGGCUCAGGUCUCCGGCAGUAUUACCUGUCCAAAAUCGAAGAGUUACAGCUGACUGUGAACGAGAAGAGCCAGAACCUUCGGCGUCUACAGGCCCAGAGGAACGAGCUUAAUGCUAAAGUGCGUUUGCUUCGUGAGGAGCUGCAGCUGCUGCAGGAACAGGGCUCUUAUGUGGGCGAGGUGGUCAGAGCCAUGGACAAGAAAAAAGUGCUGGUGAAGGUUCACCCUGAGGGGAAAUUCGUGGUGGAUGUCGACAAGAACAUCGACAUUAACGAUGUGACCCCGAACUGUCGGGUAGCGCUACGUAAUGACAGCUACACGCUGCACAAGAUCCUCCCCAACAAGGUGGACCCUCUGGUGUCGCUCAUGAUGGUGGAGAAGGUCCCUGAUUCUACCUAUGAGAUGAUUGGUGGCCUGGACAAGCAGAUCAAAGAGAUCAAGGAAGUGAUCGAGCUGCCCGUCAAGCACCCAGAGCUCUUUGAAGCCCUUGGGAUAGCACAACCAAAGGGCGUGCUGCUGUACGGACCUCCCGGCACUGGGAAGACGCUGCUGGCCCGAGCCGUAGCUCACCACACUGACUGCACCUUCAUCCGCGUCUCCGGCUCCGAGCUCGUGCAGAAAUUCAUCGGAGAGGGCGCACGAAUGGUGCGCGAGCUGUUCGUGAUGGCACGUGAGCAUGCGCCCUCCAUCAUCUUCAUGGACGAGAUCGACUCCAUUGGCUCUUCACGUCUCGAGGGAGGCUCCGGUGGAGACAGUGAGGUGCAGCGCACCAUGCUUGAGCUUCUCAACCAGCUCGAUGGCUUCGAGGCCACUAAGAACAUCAAGGUCAUCAUGGCCACCAACCGCAUAGACAUCCUCGACUCGGCUCUGCUCCGGCCCGGCCGCAUCGACCGGAAGAUCGAGUUCCCCCCUCCUAAUGAGGAGGCCCGUCUGGACAUCUUGAAGAUCCACUCGCGCAAAAUGAAUCUGACGCGUGGCAUCAACCUGCGCAAAAUCGCCGAGCUCAUGCCAGGGGCUUCAGGUGCUGAGGUUAAGGGCGUUUGUACAGAAGCCGGAAUGUACGCCCUGAGAGAGAGGAGGGUCCACGUCACCCAGGAAGACUUCGAGAUGGCUGUAGCAAAGGUGAUGCAGAAAGACAGCGAGAAGAACAUGUCCAUCAAGAAGCUCUGGAAGUAGAGGCUUCAUCGCCUGCGCCUUGCAUUGAUCACCUGUAUUGAUUUUUUUCUUUUUUCUUUUUCCUUUCUUUGGUUUAUAACUGUGCCCUGAAUUUAUUUUAAAUAAAUGGUGUCUCCUGUUCAGAA